Messenger RNA from Oryza sativa Japonica Group (Japanese rice), 631 nucleotides. RefSeq lists its product as uncharacterized. NCBI's taxonomy places the organism in Eukaryota, Viridiplantae, Streptophyta, Magnoliopsida, Poales, Poaceae. The record is from RefSeq and is a predicted model, not a curated record.
AAAGCCCACGAGGCCCAUAUAGGAAUCGAUCAUUAACCCGCACGAGAGAGAAGCCAAGAAGCCACCGUCUCCUCCUUUCCAGGAACGCGUCUCCUCUCCUCUCUUCUCUUCUCUCUCCGGCGGCGGCGGCGGCGGAAUCCGAUCCGAACCAAGCAAAAAUGACGGCCGGAUACAUUGCUGGGUCCUUGGUUGGAUCCUUCGCCAUUGCUUACCUGUGUGACACAUUUGUUUCUGACAAGAAGGCAUUUGGAGGUUCCAUUCCAAAGACUGUCUCUGACAAGGAGUGGUGGCAAGCCACUGACACCAAGUUCCAGGCCUGGCCUCGCACCGCUGGACCACCAGUCAUCAUGAACCCCAUCAGCCGCCAAAACUUCAUCGUUAAGUCCACUUAGACGAGAGAAACUGGUUCAGUGUCGUGAUUUUACCAUGAAUAUGAAGUUUGUUUUCUAGGCCUUGAGAUUGUAAUAAGAUGCAACAGUCAGGAUACGUUUUGCAUUUUUCACUUCACCUGUGAGCAAACAUUGGAGCUUACAUUAUACUCACAUUUGAUGAAUUCUGUUCCUCGGUGAAAAAUUUCCACUGGGCAGUAAAGAAUUACAUUGUUUUCCUAUAUUCAUAUCUUUUUGUUUCA